AUGUCUUCCGAUGGCAGCGCUUUCGUUGACCUCACGUCUUCGCAAUGCUCUUCUCCACGCUCUGCCGCGCGUGGCGGCCCUGCCACAGUGUCGACUGUCGCGCUGGCCGACCCUUCGCUAGACCUUGCCGGUGUGCGGGCUUCGCUGAGUGCGCUGCAACUGGCCAUCGACCAGACCGAGGCACUGCGCCGCGAGUUUUUGGCUACGCGACGUCGAGCGGAGGAUCUGGAUCGUCAGCUCGCGGACGCGGCCAAUGCCGCGUCGCCCUUCGUGCUCUUUUACCAGCACAUCUUACUGCCUUCGGUAUCACAAGCAGUGUCGGAGUUCCAAGAUCGGAUCUCUACUUUGGAGGCACAGCUGGCUGCUGCUUCUUCGUUUGGCGUGAUUAUCCCGCCUGCCACAGCUCGUCGCAUAGCGGAUCUGGAGUCCCAGCUCGCGCGGUCCCAAUCUGACUUACAAGUCGCGCGUGAUCGCCAGCCUUCUCUCGCUUCUGAGCUUCGUGCAUCAGCUACGUCGCACAAGGCUGCUCAAGCGGAAGUAGAUCGCCUCGAGGCCACGAUCGAGCGUAAGCCUCGUCGCUUCCGCACCUUGCGUGACAACUAUGAGCGUCGCUUGAAGGUUGCCGACAACACGAUUGCCCCACAUUUCGCCUAG
Molecule: messenger RNA, 654 nt
Organism: Phytophthora nicotianae INRA-310
Lineage: Eukaryota; Oomycota; Peronosporomycetes; Peronosporales; Peronosporaceae
Exons: 3
Coding region: 1-654 (217 amino acids)
Source: RefSeq, a predicted model, not a curated record